Kwoniella botswanensis is the source of this 354-nucleotide messenger RNA. RefSeq lists its product as uncharacterized. The record is from RefSeq and is a predicted model, not a curated record. The transcript is spliced from 2 exons. The coding region runs from base 1 to 354 and encodes 117 amino acids. Lineage: Eukaryota; Fungi; Basidiomycota; Tremellomycetes; Tremellales; Cryptococcaceae.
AUGGCCUCUUUAAUUGUCUUGUCAGGUGUAGUAGGUUAUUACCUCUACAAAGAGAAUAAAGAUCGCAAAGAGAAGAAACUCGGUACUAAGAAUAUAGGUGCAAUGACCGGCCCAGGCAUCGCUGUUUCAACAGCAAUUGGGCAAAACAAGUUAGGGGAACUAGAACAGUACGAGGAAAUACCUCCAACGUACCAAAAUGUCUUAAUUCCACCUCCUGCUCAAUAUACCCAUGAAUUAUCAUACACCUCUACAAAUGACAAUGAUCGACCUGUACUGAAAUCGAACAAGGAACCGGAAAAGAAGAAUAAGAGAAGAUCAAGAUUUUUCAGGAAACCUGGUUCUCUUCAGGAAUAG